AUGCGGUUCAAUUCUGCAAUCGCUCCGGCUCUGUGUGCCUCUGUCUUCUUUGCCGGUAAUGCGCUUGCACAGGAAGAUCUCGAGCCAGAGCCAGCCUCAAGCGCUGCCGUCGAGCGGCCAACCUUCACACCUACCAGCCUCAAGGCCCCUUUCCUAGAACAGUUCACCGACGACUGGGACACAAGAUGGACGCCCUCGCACGCCAAGAAGCAGGAUUCCAAGAGCGACGAGGACUGGGCCUACGUUGGUGAAUGGUCUGUGGAAGAGCCUACCGUUCUACCUGGUAUUGUUGGUGACAAGGGUUUGGUCGUCAAGAAUGCCGCUGCCCACCAUGCCAUCUCCGCCAAGUUCCCCAAGGCCGUCAACAACAAAGGCAAGACUCUUGUCGUACAGUAUGAAGUCAAGCUGCAGAAUGGUCUAGAGUGCGGUGGCGCUUACCUCAAGCUGUUGCGAGACAACAAAGCUCUCCAUGCCGAAGAGUUCUCAAACAGCUCCCCUUACGUGAUCAUGUUCGGUCCUGACAAAUGCGGAGCCACCAACAAGGUCCACUUCAUCUUCCAACACAAGAACCCAAAGACAGGCGAGUACGAAGAGAAGCAUCUCAAGAGCCCUCCCCAGGCCAAGAUCAACAAGCUCACCACCCUUUACACCCUCAUUGUCAAACCGGACAACACCUUCGAAAUCCUCAUCGACAAUAAAUCUGCCAAGAAUGGCAGUCUUCUCGAGGACUUCAGCCCUGCCGUAAACCCAGACAAGGAGAUUGACGAUCCCAAGGACAAGAAGCCCGAAGACUGGGUUGAACUCGCCCGUAUCCCAGACCCUGAAGCUACUAAGCCUGAAGAUUGGGACGAGGAUGAGCCAUAUGAGCUUCCAGAUGAGGAUGCCGAGAAGCCUGAUGACUGGCUCGAAAAUGAACCUCUCACAGUUCCUGACCCAGAAGCCGAAAAACCUGAGGAUUGGGAUGAUGAGGAGGAUGGCGACUGGAUUCCUCCCCAAGUCCCCAACCCCAAAUGCGAAGACGCCUCUGGAUGCGGCCCAUGGGAACGACCAAACAAGAAGAACCCCAACUAUAAAGGCAAAUGGACUGCUCCUUACAUUGACAACCCGGAUUACAAGGGCACAUGGGCUCCUCGCAAGAUCGCUAACCCCAACUACUUUGAGGACAAGACUCCCUCCAACCUUGAGCCAAUCGGAGCUAUUGGAUUCGAGAUCUGGACCAUGCAAUCUGAUAUUACCUUCGACAACAUCUUCAUCGGUCACUCAGUCGAAGAUGCCGCUGCUUUCACAAGCGAGACCUACACUGUCAAGAGAGCCGUUGAGGAGGCUGAAGAAGAAAAGACCAAGCCCAAGCCAUCUGAUCUACCCAAAGCAACCACUCCCAGCGGAGACUUCAUGGAUGACCCGGUCAACUUCGUCAAGGAGAAACUCGAGCUAUUCAUCACACUCGCUCAAAGAGAUCCCAUCGAGGCCAUCAAGAUCAUGCCCGAGGUUGCCGGUGGAAUUGGAGGUGCUUUGGCUCUACUCAUUGCCAUCAUCGUUGGCCUCUUCAGCCUCGGUGGCUCUUCAGCUCCUAGCAAGGAAGACAUCAAGAAGACCGCACAGAAAGCCAAGGAAGCCGCCACGGAUGCCAAGGAUAAGGCUACUACAGCCACUGCAAGCGGUGCGGACGCAGUCAAGUCCGAGGUGAACAAGCGUACUACUCGGUCAAGCGGUAGCUCUGAUUAG
This is a messenger RNA of Exophiala aquamarina CBS 119918, 1725 nucleotides long. Its product is annotated as calnexin. Gene Ontology annotation, cellular component: endoplasmic reticulum membrane; endoplasmic reticulum. Gene Ontology annotation, biological process: protein folding. Bases 1 to 1725 code for a protein of 574 amino acids. Gene Ontology annotation, molecular function: calcium ion binding. The transcript is spliced from 4 exons. The record is from RefSeq and is a predicted model, not a curated record. NCBI's taxonomy places the organism in Eukaryota, Fungi, Ascomycota, Eurotiomycetes, Chaetothyriales, Herpotrichiellaceae.